Molecule: messenger RNA, 3095 nt
Organism: Phycodurus eques (leafy seadragon)
Lineage: Eukaryota; Metazoa; Chordata; Actinopteri; Syngnathiformes; Syngnathidae
Gene: slc8b1
Product: solute carrier family 8 member B1
Biological process (GO): calcium export from the mitochondrion; intracellular calcium ion homeostasis
Cellular component (GO): membrane
Molecular function (GO): calcium:sodium antiporter activity
Source: RefSeq, a predicted model, not a curated record
UUUCUCCGACGUGUCGAGGACGUUUUUAACAGCACUCGCAGUGUGUAUAACCUGCCAAAGAAUCAAGCCGCACGUCUACGUCAAUGUGCAGCUAUACACAAUAUCGACUUUCAUGAUUUAAAUGCCUAGCGACACUGUUUUUAGUUCCGUUUUAGCAGAAAACCGGAUACGACCGCAGGCUCCGCCGUCUUCUUUAGUGUAGCUGUCACCAGAAUGGACGUGACUCCUAGAUAAAAAACAACAACAAGGAAACAACAAGUCAUGUCUGUGGCUUCUCUGCUGCCUCUCCUGGUCGGGACAUUGCUGCCCCAGCAAGCCUCCUCGGACUUCUCUGUCCACACGACCCGGACAGGUGUGGAAGUAGACGGAGGGUCCUUAAACGCCUCACUGGCCGUCACGUCCGAGACAAACAACGACGACGAGUGCGAUAAUGUGAUGAACGUCAGCGCUGCAGACCGCUGUGCAUUCGUCAAGAGCACACCCGACUGCAGCAUUGAAGAUGGCUUCAUCAACUAUCUUCAAGUGGCCUUCUGUCUGCUUCCUCCCAACCUCACACCCCUCACAGUCAUUCUAUGUAUUAUAUGGCUGUUCUUUUUGUUCGUCAUACUUGGCCUCAUCGCAUCUAAAUUUUUUUGUCCCAACCUGUCAGCCAUCUCCACAAGUCUGCAUCUCACGCACAACGUAGCUGGCGUGACUUUCCUUGCUCUUGGUAAUGGAGCUCCGGACAUCUUCAGUGCCAUAGCGGCGUUUUCCCACCCUCACACCGCUGGGCUGGCAGUCGGAGCAUUAUUUGGCGCCGGUAUAUUUGUCACUACGGUUGUCGCGGGCAGCGUGGCCCUGGUCAAACCUUUCGCCGUAGCCUCCCGUCCUUUCUUGCGUGACGUCAUCUUCUACAUGGUGGCGGUGUUCUGGACUUACCUCAUCCUGUACAGAGGAACAACCACUCUGGGAGAAACACUGGGGUACCUGGGCCUCUAUGUAGUGUACGUCUUGACAGUCAUCAUCAGUGCCUACAUCUAUAGCCGACUAAAACGUUUGCGCAGUGCAUCGCUCGACGGUGUUGCACAUAUUCAAGCAGCCUUUGAGUCGUCGGACACGUACGACGACGACGUUCCCUGUCUGCUAGCUGGGACGGAUCAACAGGAAUAUGAGUCUGAGUACAGGCCACUCCUGCAAUACACCGAGUCCACUCGCCAGAUCUUGCUCAGCUCCAUCAACCCAGUGGACAACAGGAAGUGGAGGAGGAAAAACUGGAAGUGGAGAGUCCUCAAAGUAUUGAAGACCCCUGUGGAGGUCGUGCUGUUGCUGUGCAUCCCCGUUGUGGAUCACGAUAAAGAAGACAAGAACUGGAGGCGACCUCUGAACUGUCUUCAUCUGGUCACGGGCCCGCUCACGUGUGUCCUCGCCUUUCAGUCUGGAAUUUUUGGAGAUUAUUUGAUUGGGGGCCAGUUUCCUCUGUGGCUGCUCACUCUCCUCCUGGGACUCUUCCUUUGUGCCAUCGUGUUCUGCAGCACCACCAAUGAGUGCGCCCCCAGAUAUCACUCAGUCUUCGCUCUUUUGGGCUUCGUGGUGAGCGCAGUGUUGAUCAGCGCGGCGGCGUCCGAAGUGGUCAGUAUUCUGCACAUGCUCGGCGUGGUGCUGAGUCUCAGUAACACUGUGCUGGGCUUGACUCUGCUGGCGUGGGGCAACAGCAUAGGAGACUGUUUUUCAGACAUCACCCUCGCACGGCAAGGUUACCCGAGGAUGGCCAUAUCGGCCUGCUUUGGGGGCAUCAUUUUCAACAUGUUAUUCGGGGUGGGGUUGGGCUUGCUGGUGCAGAGGAUCAAAACACACUCUGAAGUGCAGCUGGAACCAGAAGGACUGCUGACAUGGAUACUGGCAGGUUCUCUGGGUUUGUCUUUGGUGCUGUCUUUUGUCAUCGUUCCACUGAGCCACUUCCACUUGGGUCGACCCUAUGGCAUUUUCCUCCUCAUCUUCUACUCCGUUUUCCUCAUCAUUGCUCUGCUCACGGAGUUUGGCAUCAUCUAAGCGCCGUAUAGACGCCAGCCUCACAUGAGGGAUGUGAAAAGGACACUGGAACCAUCGAACCAAUGUUUUUAUACUCAACUUGACUGCUAUCUACAACCAUGCUGUGUUUUAUUUAUGGAACAAAGCAGUUUUUACUUGAGAAGGCCAGAACACGAUUGUGUUGGCAAUGUGGGUGUCCAAAGAGAGGACACGUGUAAAGUCAAUUCAGCAUUUCGUCUUUUAAACUAUGCAAUAACUUAAUGUACUGUACAUGACAAUCAAGUUAUUUUAGUGUAAUUAAAUAUGGGGACAACACUAUGCCUUUCACAUAUUGUUACAUUUCAUCAUUUUUAAUACUGUUCAAAUGUUACCACCAGCCAAAAAUGCUUCAAUGCCUUUCUGAAAGGUUUAUUAAAAUCUCUUUACUCAGUCAAGUACAGCACUAAUGUACUAGUUCUAUAAAAGUAGAAUGUUUUCAGUAAGUGCUUGUGGAGUUAAGCUAAAAAAAAAAGCACUGUUUAUAUUUGUACAUGUUUGUUAUUCUUUGUGUGUGUCGACUCUAAUAACACGACUACUUUAAGGCAUCAGGUUGAAAUACAUAAUUUACAAACACCAACUCCAAAGAAGUUGAGGCACUGUGUUACAGAAAUACAAUAUAAUUUAAUACAGUACAAACAGAGACAAACGGAUCAUUUUCAUUGGUUUUGGUUAAUAUACAAUACUUAUUCUGCCUUAAUGUUUAGGAAUUAAGGAAUUUUGAAUGCAUUGACACAUCGCAAUGAUAUUGCUACUUGGAUUCACUUUGGAAAACUGUUGCGAGUACACGAAUGUCAAAUGUUAAGCUGUUGCAGAAAUUACUUAGUUAUAAUUGACACUUUCCAUAGCACCACAACAUUGUUUAAGUCAUGUUUUUUUACAAGAGGUCACAAAAGACCUCCAGCAUUACAUAUGUACAUUGCACACUAUGAGAAUUAUUAAUCCUUCGGCUCCUUCCGUAAGGUUAAUUGCUGAGCUGCUGUCCCUUGCAAAUGUGCCGCUUGUCCUGAGAGAAGCCACUGCGUCCUCACCUCGCAUCACUUGACCAGCUU